GAGCGAGCCUGAGGCAAUCGCGGUUCGGGCGCGGUUACCUGAGGGCCUGCGCCUGGGUCAGACGUUCUCUGCCCUGAGCACCGCGCUCAGUCUCUGUCUGGUGCUCGGGUCGGGGCGCUGCAAGCAGUGAGCCAUGGAGCUGUAUUUUGGGGAGUAUCAGCACGUGCAGCAGGAAUAUGGAGUGCACCUGAGACUGGCGAGUGAUGGAGCCCCCAAACAGCACAGUUCCCAGCCUUUGAAGGCGGGCUCCUAUGGCGUGAGCAUCCGGGUGCAGGGAAUUGACGGCCAUCCCUACAUCGUCUUGAACAACACCGACCGUUGCCUGGGGGGCCCACACUUCUCGGAAAAUGGGCCGGGCCUCAGGAAGGAGCCUGUCCACGCCAGCAAUGGCCCUGCAACAGAUGAUCUCAGUGAGGAGGAGCUGCAGUUCCCAGAGAACCCCUAUGCCGACCCCGGCCCCUCUCGACCCUCGGAGAGCAGGAAUGGCGUGGCAGUGGCAGGGGAUCCCAAAGACAGGCAGGGAAAGCCUGACCCCAUGUCCAGCGUGCAACGGCACUCUGACAUCCCACAGCCUUACAACCUCGGAAAGUCAGAGCCCGGUUUGCACUCCAGCCAGUCUCCCGAGAGCACCUUGCCCCGAGGAGAGGGUCGUCAGACACCGAAACCAUGGAAGCCUUCUAGUGUACCUGCAGAGGAGCCACUGCAGUCCGGCACCAAGGGCCUCCUGCACCUCUGUGGCAGCGCAGUGGUUGUGGAGGACACCAAGAAGCAGUCGGCGGUGUGCGUGAGCCUGCAGGGCUGCGGCAAAGCAGGGGCCGGAGAAGAGGCCCUGCAGCCGCACCUUGAUCCCGGUCACGGUACCCGCAAGCCCCGGCCUGAUGUGCUUCCAUUCCGGCGCCAGGACUCUGCGGGACCAGUGCUGGACCGGGCACGCUCCGAGUCCGCCUGCACCACCCCGACGGCCGCUAGCUCACUCUACCGCUUCCUGCUGGACGAGCAGGACUGCGCCCUGCAUGCGGACCAUGUCAACCGCCACGAGAACCGCCGGUACAUCCCCUUCCUGCCCGGCACCGGCCGCGACAUCGACACCGGCCCCAUUGGCGGCGUUGAGCAACUCAUCGAGAAGUUUGACCAGAAGCCCGGACAGCCCCGGCGAGGCCGAAGCGGCAAGCGGCCCCGCCUGGCACCCGAGGACAGGAAGCGCUCCCGCAGUGUGGACAGCGCCUUCCCUUUCGGGCUGCAGGGCAGCUCUGAGUACCUGAGCGAGUUCACGCGCCACCUGGGCAAGUCCAGCGAGCACCUGCUGCGCCCGUCACAGGUUUGCCCGCAGCGUCCGCAGGUGCCCGAGUACCGCGUGCGCCCGCGUGCCCCCACCACCAGGCUGCAGUGCCCCAGAGCUGCCCCGGGGCCCAGCGAAGGCCUGAAACCCGCAGACCACCAAGGAGGUAGCACCACCCCCCUCCCGGCCCCGAACCCCAAGGAGGAAGAUAUCAAGACAGCCACUGCAACGGUGCUGCUGCAGAACCGCGGGCUCGCCACUUCCCCUGACUCUGGUGCCAAGAAGAUUUCUCUCAAGUCUUUUUCCGAAGCCUCAAACAUUCAGGUCACACCGGAUCUAUUAAAAGGUCAGCAAGAGCUCACUCAGCAAACCAAUGAAGAGACGGCCAAGCAGAUACUGUACAAUUACCUCAAAGAAGGAAGCUCUGACAAUGAUGAUGCUACUAAAAGGAAAGUCAACCUGGUCUUUGAGAAAAUCCAGACUUUAAAGUCACGAGCAGCAGAGAGCACACCCGGGAAUCAUCAGGCUUCUAAUUCUUCAUUGGAAGUCAAAGAACUGUUGGAACUGAAAGACAUGCUGACCACAGAAGUAGCUGACCUUCAGCAACAGCUUAAACUAGAAGCCAAGAAUCAGCAGAACUUCAAGGAAGAGAGAGAGAGAAUGAAGUUGAAUCUGGAAAAGCUUCAGAGCCAGCAUGCCAGUAAGGUAGAGGAGAACUCUGUUCUGCAGCAGCGCCUGGAAGCAAGUGAAGAUGAACUCCGGAAGAACCUAGAGGAGCUGUUCCAGGUGAAGAUGGAACGAGAACAGCAUCAGACAGAGAUUAGAGACCUGCAGGACCAGCUCUCAGAAAUGCAUGAUGAAUUGGACAGUGCCAAGCGAUCCGAGGACAGGGAGAAGGGGGCUCUGAUUGAGGAACUCUUACAAGCCAAGCGGGAUCUUCAGGACCUGCUCAUCGCCAAGGAGGAGCUGGAGGAGCUAUUGCGGCGGCGGGAGAGAGAACUGACAGCUCUCAAGGGUGCCCUGAAGGCUGAGGUUUCUAACCACGACCAGGAAAUGGACAAGCUGAAGGAACAGUAUGAUGCGGAGCUGCAGGCCCUGCGUGAGAGCGUGGAUGAGGCCACCAAGAACGUCGAGGUCCUAGCCAGUAGGAGCAGCGCUUCAGAGCAGAGCCAGGCUGGGGCUGAGCAGCAUGUACGGGCACUGCAAGAGGAAAACAAGAAGCUACAGGCAGAUGUGGGUGCCCUGGAACGUAGUGCUGGUCGGCUUCGAGCUCAGGUGGCAGAUGCUGAAGGCCGGGAAGCCAAAAGUCAAGAAAAACUCAAGGAGCAGGAGGCUGAGGUGCGGCAGUUAGAGCAGGCGCUAGUGCUUGCAAGAAAGGAAGAGAAAGAAGCCAAGGCCGAUCGCAGGACACUGGAGAAUGAACUGGAAGAUGUGCAGAGAAAGCUGAGCCGAACCACCCAGGAGCAGAUGCAGCUGUCGGAGGCACUCCGAGAUGAGACGGAGCAGAAGGAACAGUUACGAAUACUAAAGAAUGAAAUGGAGACAGAGCGAUGGCACCUUGACAAAACCAUUGAGAAACUGCAGAAGGAGAUGGCUGACAUUGUUGAGGCAUCACGGACAUCCACAUUGGAGCUCCAGAACCAAUUGGAUGAGUACAAGGAGAAAAAUCGCAGGGAACUUGCAGAACUGCAGAGGCAACUGAAGGAGAAAACCCUAGAGGCUGAGAAGUCCCGACUGACAGCCUCCAAAGUUCAGGAUGAGAUGAAACUGCUGGAGGAGGAAGUCCGGGACUCCCGGCGGGCCCUGGAGGAAGCCCUGACAAAGCGGCAGAUUCUGGAACAGACUCUGAAGGACCUGGAAUACGAGCUAGAGGCCAAGAGUCACUUGAAAGAUGACCGUUCCCGGAUCGUCAAGCAGAUGGAGGACAAGGUGUCACAGCUGGAGAUUGAGCUGGAGGAAGAGAGAGCCAGUGCGGAUAUCCUGUCAGACAGGAUCACUCGAAGCAGAGACCAGAUGGAGCAGGUGAGGAAUGAGCUGCUUCAGGAGAGAGCCAUGAGGCAAGAUCUGGAGUGUGACAAAAUUUCCCUGGAGAGACAGAACAAGGAUUUAAAGAGCCGCAUCAUUCAUCUGGAAGGCUCAUACAGGUCCAGCAAAGAGGGUCUGGUGGUACAGAUGGAGGCCCGUAUCACAGAGCUGGAGGACCGGCUGGAGAGCGAGGAAAGGGACCGGACCAGCCUCCAGCUCAGCAACCGCCGGCUGGAGCGGAAGGUGAAGGAGCUGGUGAUGCAGGUGGACGAUGAGCACCUGUCACUGACAGAUCAGAAGGACCAGCUCAGCUUGCGGCUGAAAGCGAUGAAGCGCCAGGUGGAGGAGGCUGAGGAGGAAAUCGACCGGCUGGAAAGUUCUAAAAAGAAGCUGCAGCGGGAGCUGGAGGAACAGAUGGAUGUAAACGAGCAGCUGCAGGGGCAGUUGAACUCCAUGAAGAAGGACUUGAGACUCAAGAAACUGCCGAGCAAAGUACUGGAGGACUCUGAUGAUGAUGACCUGAGCACGGAUGGGGGCAGUGUUUUUGAGGCACCGCUGAGCUACAGCCUUUCCAGGGACAGUGUGGCCAGUCAGCUGUGAGCAAGAGGGACACACUGGGCCUGCUUCCACACCGGGCAUCCCCACACUUCUUCUGUCUUAGUGGCGAUGCAUCGGUGCCUUCAGAGACACAGCCUGCAGGGCUCUGCCCAAUGCUCAGGAGCUCCUGCAGGAGGAUGCAGCUUGCUGUGUCCACCACCACUCAAAUGUCCUUGAUUCCACCCCCACCCCCACCAUACCCGUGACUGUCCUUCACUGCCUGCGUAUCACUGUGUCAUUAGUGGCUGCACAUAGUCUGGCAAGACCACUUCAGGCCAUGGGGACCACAGCGCUAUGGGGCCCAUGCAGAGCUUACACACCCUUCACCCCAGUGUUAAAGCUUUCAGGCAGGAGCUACUGGGUUUGCACACUGGAUGGGGUCAUGGAGUGCGAUGGGGCUCAGAACUGCAGCACAGGGUAGGCCAGGGUGUGCUGAUGGGAUGCAGGCCAGCUCAGGUAGGUGAUGGUCUCUGGGUCAGCUGUGGUGCCCCACCAGAGGCAGGAGGGCCAUAGGGCAGAGCACCAAAGAUGGGGGGGGGGGGAGGAGAGGGAGGAGCUCAGGGUUCUGUCAGGAAGGGGGAAAGCAGCAAGGCUCAUGUAUGUCUGCAAACAUGUGGUCUCUAACCUGCUCCUCAGGAUAUGGG
Messenger RNA from Suncus etruscus (white-toothed pygmy shrew), 4545 nucleotides. It is a transcript of the gene CGNL1, whose product is annotated as cingulin like 1. NCBI's taxonomy places the organism in Eukaryota, Metazoa, Chordata, Mammalia, Eulipotyphla, Soricidae. The transcript has 19 exons. Gene Ontology annotation, cellular component: myosin complex. The coding region runs from base 134 to 3904 and encodes 1256 amino acids. The record is from RefSeq and is a predicted model, not a curated record.